Molecule: messenger RNA, 757 nt
Organism: Haliotis rufescens (red abalone)
Lineage: Eukaryota; Metazoa; Mollusca; Gastropoda; Lepetellida; Haliotidae
Exons: 5
Coding region: 56-757 (233 amino acids)
Source: RefSeq, a predicted model, not a curated record
CCGCAAUUAGGGGAGACUCCUAGAGCUCAGUCGACUGGCAGGAAGGACUCUCAGUAUGCUGAUUGUAGGCUUGGCCAUGCUGCAGACCCUCCUGGCGGGUCAAGGAGAUACCUACCGAUACAUCAGUAAGAAAGGCAACUACACCCAGGGACGGCAAUACUGUCAGGCUUAUUCCCUUGACCUUGCCACGGUGGCGUCGAAGCACGACCUGAAGUUCAUUAAGACCACGUACUUCCCGACAAGAACGUCUCUUUUUUGGUUGGGCGCACAUUACAAUGGCACCUCGUUCAUCUGGCCUGGUGGAGCACCAGUGCUUCACGCGAACUGGGGACACAAUGAACCAAACGACCUGGAGACUGACCAUUGUGUUGCCGUCAGUAGUGGAAUGCUCACCUUGUACACUCGCAAAUGUGAAGAAUCUCACCCCUCGAUGUGCGGAAAAAACGUGUUGAUGGUGGAGAGUGCAUCCUGUGAUGGGGAAGUGAAGAUUGGAGGUCAGGUGUGUCCUGUAACUAGUGUUGACGGUGAGAGUGCAUCCUGUGAUGGGGAAGUGAAGAUUGGAGAAACAACUGAGAACCGCGAUGGUACGGACAGUCUGAAGCAGCGAAUAGCUGUUGUUAAAGAAGAGUAUCAGGACAGUGUUCUAACACUGUGUGGAGACAUGACUUCUAGAACGGGUAACUUGAAUGACUUUACUGAGGAUGACUCAGUUGACCGUCUACCGAUGGAGGAGGACAUUUCCUGCCCUGUGGAAUGA